Molecule: messenger RNA, 3315 nt
Organism: Bipolaris victoriae FI3
Lineage: Eukaryota; Fungi; Ascomycota; Dothideomycetes; Pleosporales; Pleosporaceae
Exons: 5
Coding region: 1-3315 (1104 amino acids)
Biological process (GO): intracellular protein transport; retrograde transport, endosome to Golgi
Cellular component (GO): cytosol; Ric1-Rgp1 guanyl-nucleotide exchange factor complex; Golgi membrane
Molecular function (GO): protein binding
Source: RefSeq, a predicted model, not a curated record
AUGACGUAUUGGCCUAUCUCGUCGCCCUCCGUCUUCGCGGCUACUAAACGUACGGACCUAGGGCGCCCACAUGUCUCCAACGAUGGCUUAGAGCGCAAGCAAUCAGGCGACCAACACACCGAACCAGACCGUGUUGCAGAGUCUCAGCCAAAGGAAAAGAAAGCUACGAACAAUACAAGCGGAGCAGAAGAGAAGGAAGAUGGGGAGCUGUCGCGACAAGCUGCUCCGAGUCCGCCGGUAGAGGACGACAUCUAUGGAACCAUUGUUGCUAUCAGAGUGACUAGGAGUGGUCACUUGUUUGCAACCCUCACAAAAACAACACUCACAGUCUGGCAGACAAAGCCUACCGUUGUUUUGGCUUCUGUGUUACGCUCCGAACAAUCCGUCAAAACAUACGGCCCCAACACCGAUGUGCUCGUUCGCCCCGAUUCUCAGAUAUUCGUCGUACAAACCACGCUCGGAUUUUUGAUUACGUAUUCCCUUGCGACAGAUCGUGCUUCGCGUGUCUACAAAACCCAAUUCACAAACACACACGGAGGACACGCGAGAAGAAGCAGUGCAAUCACUGGCUUCAAGAUACAACGGCAGCAUGAGGCCAAUGCGGGGCCAGGAGAGGGCAAUGGCUUGAGAGAGCUCAGCCUGCGUUUCCGCAUGGUUAUACGGGUCGAUGCUGGGAUAAUACGAGCCCUGGCCCUAGACGAGGAAUUAAUUGUUGCAACGGAGAAGCCUGCUGCUAUACAAUGCAUUCGAUGGGCGCCAGACAGCACUGGAAAUCAAACAAGCACCGAGUUGUUAUCCAAAAUGGCGUGGAUUGGAAAAAAGACGACUCUACGUGAUUUGGUUCAUGAUCGACCUAUGAACAUAUCCUGUUGGAUUACAAAUGAUGGCCAGGCAUUUGCUGUUCAAAAAGUCGCGAAAAAGGAUAGCGAAGAUCCCAGUCUUUUCCGUGGCCAUGGCUUCCACACGCCCGAGGUAGAUGCGGACAAAGGAAUCAAGGCUGCGAUCAAUGCGCGGUUCUCUCUACUUGCGGUUGGCAGCGCCAGUGGCGAGAUAUAUGUGUAUACGGCAAAAGACUACACAGGCAACAUUCCUCUCUCGCACAAGCUACGUCCGAAUGUGACAUCGCCUGGGCAGUUGACUAUUUUGACCUACUCGCCAGAUGGGUACUGUCUGUUUGCUGGUUACGAAAACGGCUGGGCAAUGUGGAGUGUAUACGGUAAACCCGGUGCUACUAGCUUUACCGCAGACAGGACGCUCUCCGAGACAAACAAAGAAGGUUGGCUUCUUGGCAUCAAGGAAGCCUUUUGGAUCGGCGGGGGAGCUGAGCUCUUGAUGUUGGCCAACAACGAUAAUCGUCUAUAUACCAUGGAAAUGGCUCGAAGCGCGGUUACUGGUUGCUUCUCAUCUGCCAAUGUAUCACGGUCCUUGAUGCAGACCAGCACUGGCUUCAUGAUCUAUCGUGGCUACGACCUCCCAGACCUCACGACCAUAUCGGCUGAUGUCUCUUUGUGGCAUCAUGUACAGGUCCCUGCGGCUUAUCUUGUCGACCAGUGGCCAAUCAGAAGUGCAGUCAUCUCAAACGAUGGGCGAUACGUCGCAAUCGCAGGGAAAAGAGGACUUGCACAUUACAGUGUGAAUAGCGGACGAUGGAAAAUGUUUGACGAUCCGUUUGGCGAGAACGAGUUUAUUGUUCGAGGAGGAAUGUGCUGGUUUCAGCAUGUUCUGAUUGCAGCGGUUGAAUGCCAAGAAUCUCACGAGAUUCGAGUGUAUUCUCGCGAGGCGGCUCUGGAAAAAGGCCGCAUCAUGCAUGUGCAGAAGCUCCCUGCACCAAUAGUUUUGAUUGCGCCCUCAGGAGAGGAUUCGCUCCUGGUCUACACAUACGAAAACGUCUUGUACCACUACGUUAUCAGUGUCGCAGAUGCCAGUGUCAAACUAGUUCAAGUUGGUCAAAUUGCACUGCACGGUAUUAUCCGUGCGCCUCCGCGAGUGCGAGCACUCAGCUGGAUUUUGCCUGAAGACCAGAUGCACAGCGGAGACCCAUCGCAAGACGUGUCGGUUGCCACAAUAUUGUUCCUUGUGGACGGUAAACUUGUGCUACUGCAGCCAACUACAACAGAAGUCGGCGGGCUCAAGUAUGAAAUGCGUAUCAUUGCGCAGAACGUAGAGACGUAUGCACUCAUGCGCGACCACCCUGCGUUUGCACUGGACAAGCAAGCCGACUCCCUACCGCCAAGCCCUUUAGUAGGACUCACAAUGGAGGGUAUGCAUGGCCAUGAUUUGCGCGAUUCACUGUGGUUCUUUGAUGGCCAAGAUAUGCGGGUGUGGAUCGAUAUGCAAGAUGUACUGGCUUCUGCAUCUCCUGAGAUAGGCAGAGAGCUGCCUACACCUGUGCAGAUUCCGGUCGAUUUCUACCCGCUAUCCGCAUUGAUCAAUAAAGCCAUAGUAUUUGGUGUUGAGUCGGAGUUGAUCCAGCGCAGAGACACAAACUUUGCCUUCCUGCGCUUCGGAACGAGGACCCACUUGUUCCUUCCCGCACUGCUGCGCUCUCACCUGGCUCAGUUCAAUCACCCUGCGGCUCUACAUCUCAGCCAUCAUUACCAGCAUCUGCUGUACUUUCCUCAUGCUUUGGAAAUCUUACUGCACGAAGUAUUGGACGAAGAGGUUGACACACAACCGCCACUUGAACAAGCCCUCUUACCGAGCGUACUAUCGUUUUUGAGUUCGUUCCCACAGUACCUUGAUAUCGUGGUGCAAUGUACGCGCAAAACUGAAGUACGCUCCUGGAGAACUCUGUUCUCGAAUCUACCACCGCCGGAAGAGCUAUUCGAAGAAUCGCUCCAAAAAGGUAAUCUCAAGACUGCAGGUGGCUACUUACUUGUUCUUCACACGUUUGAAGAGCUGCGGUCGACGGGAGACCAGGUGGUGCGCUUACUGCAACGUGCCAAAGACGAAGGUGAUUGGGAGCUGUGCAAAGAACUAGCGCGGUUUUUGAUGGCUCUGGAUGAAUCUGGUGCGACGCUCCGUAGCACGCUGGAGCUUGUGGAGCUGAAGAGCCCAUCAGCAGAGUCUGGGUUGGGCCAGCCCCAUUUCACGUUUGAUUCUACUCGUCUCAAUGUGCCGUCGAGAGGGCGGGGCAAUGGGCAUCGUGCGUUAGGCGGAUUAGGCGGAAUAGGCGACGAUUUUGGGGCGAACAGUACGAGCAUCACGUCGGAAGAGAGCGAUGGUGUUAGCCCUGGAGACGUUGGCGCGAGUGCUGGGAGGGCAAGCGGACAGCAAGCUCCCAGUGACUAUUUUGGUCUUGGACUGAGCAAUUGA